UCCAUUCAUCCAUUUCCCAUACCCGCCUGUACGUGAACGUGAAUCUCACUUCUGCGAAACUUGGCGUUUAAUACCUUUCCCUCGACUAGGAGUAUUAAUGCGGGAAGAGCAGCUUUAGCGAGAGUUGCGACAGGGACGGAGAGUCCAAACAUGAGUGUGGAAAAUAAUAAUACGGCAGAAACAGUGUCUGAGCAAAGCGUACCCACAGGCAACAUCAUCACCAUCCACACGACUCUCGGGGACGAAGAUGAGGAUGUACACAAAUGUGGAAGAUGUCAGGGGGAGUUUACCUUUUUGGAGGCCUUCAUCCAGCAUAAGCUGCAGAAUACCUGUCAGCGCGUGCAGGAGGCGCCGCCUGACUCAGACAGCAAGGGGGAAACGCAGGAUCUCAGUCAAGUGGUCGAGCUGGCCGACAUAAACUCUAUUAAGGCAGAAGGGAUAGAAGACAGUACCAUUUUAUUAGAGAAAACAGAGAGGCUAAGGAAAACAGAUCAAGGCAAGAGCCUCUCACUUUCCUCUGUGGGACGCCGGAGAAGGAGCAGUGCAGCCAGGAAUGUUCCUUUGAGUCCUGAUGACCAGGUCCCCGACGACAGUGGAAUCACAAAGAUUGCCGUUAAAGUCAAUGAUGAAGGACGCUAUGUCUGCUACCUAUGUGAGAAGACCUUUAAAACGGCAAACAUCCUACGAACACAUUUAAGCACACACAGUGAGGAGAAGAACUUCCAUUGUAAAUUGUGUGGGAAUUCCUUCAGGACCAAGGGCUCACUGAUUCGCCACAAUCGUCGUCACACAGACGAACGUCCUUAUAGGUGUAAUCUCUGUGGACUGUCCUUCAGGGAAUCGGGGGCUUUGACAAGACACAUGAAGUCCAUCACUCCUUGCACAGAGAAGAUCCGUUUUAGCCAGUGUAGAGAGAUUCUGGUCCACAAGGAUGGCAUGCAGAAAGGGCUGGAGGAAGAGCCCUCCUACCCCGUUUCCCUUAAGGAGGAUCAGGUGCCUGUGGUUAGUGUGGUGGAGAACUCUGAAGAGACCAUUCAUGAGAUGCAGGUGCAGGAACAGCUUGAGACUGUGCAGGUAUCUGAAGGGGACAGCUUGAUCAGCCAGGCCAUAAUGAAUUCUGGGAUUGCUCUCGAGUCUGACAAGAGCCAGGACAAGUCUCCUAAGCCCCCUUUCCAGCACCAAGACCCUGAGAGCAGGAUCACAGAGAUCCAGGUCUUGGAGGAGUGUGUGGAGAUGGACUCCGAUGACACGGAUCCUGUGGAGAGCCAAAGUGACUCGCCGCCUUCAAAAGGCCACAGGUGUGUUCACUGCAAUCGGGUCUUCAAGGCUCUCAGCUACCUGCGGACACACGUCAAAGGCCAUCUCGGUUUCAAGCCAUUCCAGUGCAGCGUGUGCCAGAAGGAGUUCCUGACAGGUUACCUGCUGAAGAAGCACAUGGAGGCCCACCUGAGCGAGCGACGCUUCAAGUGUGGCGAGUGCGGCAAGCUCUACAAAACCAUCGGUCACGUGCGCGAGCACAUGAGGGCGCACUCCGACGAGCGGCCCUAUCACUGCAGCUGCUGCGACAAGGGCUACAAGACCAAGAACGCCCUCCAGGUGCACCAGCGCACCCACGGCCAGGAGAAGCCCUACGUGUGUCAGUUCUGCUCCAGGGGCUUCAGGGAGAAAGGCUCUCUGGUGCGGCAUAUACGACAUCACACCGGCGAGAAGCCCUUCAAGUGCUUCAAGUGCGGCCGCGGCUUUGCCGAGCACGGCACACUCAACCGGCACCUUCGUGCCAAAGGGGGCUGCAGUGGGGGGCUGAAGGAGUCGGAGCAGACUGUGGUCUUAGAGGAGCAGCCGUCCCCCAGUGACGUCGCUGCCACCAUCAUUUCUGAGGACCCCCACGCGGUGCUGGUGGAGUUCUCGUCGGUGGUGGCGGACACGCAGGAGUACAUCAUCGAGGCCCCGUCUGAUGUCAGCGGAGCAGAUGAAGACGUCACUCACGCCAGGAAUGAGGUGGGAAACCAUAUCAUGAAGGUUGUCCAGCAGAUCGUCAACCAGUCAAACUCAGGUCACCAGAUCAUCGUGCAGAACGUGUCCAUGGAGAACGGUGCGGCCAUCACUUCGGACUGCGGAGACACCAUCACCAUCGCCACCCCAGAGAGCUUAACGGAACAGGUGGCCAUGACUCUGGCUUCUGCGAUCAGCGAGGGCUCCAUUCUGGCCACUGGGAACACGAUGGAGGUUGAAGACAAUACUGUGACGAUGGUAGCAUCGCAAGACAUUGAAGUGAUGGGCCAAUCAGAGGAGUUUGUGAUUACGUCACCAGAGGAGGUGGAAAUACAGACUGUCAUCGUACAUGAGUGAAAUUAAGCUUUAUUCAGUAGAUGCUUCUCACAACUAUCUGUGUGAAGUUCAGUGUUUAUUUAAAAAAAA
This is a messenger RNA of Paramormyrops kingsleyae, 2418 nucleotides long. RefSeq names its product E4F transcription factor 1 (gene e4f1). Gene Ontology annotation, cellular component: nucleus. Gene Ontology annotation, biological process: regulation of transcription by RNA polymerase II. Gene Ontology annotation, molecular function: DNA-binding transcription factor activity, RNA polymerase II-specific; RNA polymerase II transcription regulatory region sequence-specific DNA binding. The record is from RefSeq and is a predicted model, not a curated record. NCBI's taxonomy places the organism in Eukaryota, Metazoa, Chordata, Actinopteri, Osteoglossiformes, Mormyridae.